This is a messenger RNA of Lactuca sativa (garden lettuce), 519 nucleotides long. NCBI's taxonomy places the organism in Eukaryota, Viridiplantae, Streptophyta, Magnoliopsida, Asterales, Asteraceae. The record is from RefSeq and is a predicted model, not a curated record.
AUGGCACGAAUAAAACAAACUCCUUCACCUUCCCAUUCAGAAAAGAAUGAUGAGUCGUCUGCUGAUGAGGAAGAGGAAGAGCAUCAUGAAGGUUCUCCAAGCGGAAAUACACCUCCUCGGUCUCCAACACCAGAGGAUGUCGUUAAUGAUUCUAUUCCCACUCCACCUCCACCUCCACCUACAUCCCAACCUUCUUCUACAAUUGCUCCACCACCGCCUGUCAGCUCUACUCCUAUUACUACCGCUCCAUUACCACCUCCUAUCUUUUCCCAAGCAACUUUCACCACCACACCUAUCAUCACCUCUACCACCGAUUCAUCAGUAAAAGUCAACACAUCUGAUGUGGGGGCGAAGACUGAAGAUCCUCCUAAAGUCACAACCAAACCAAUUUACCAAAAUCCCUCCAGUGAUUCUAAUCCAGUUCUUGGAGGAGCAGAAUUUGAGUUUGAUUCUACUUACUAUAGUCCAUACAGAAUCCAAAGUGAUGAGGAUGAAUUUGCUCUAGUGACCAAGCAAUAG